This is a messenger RNA of Hippopotamus amphibius kiboko, 620 nucleotides long. RefSeq names its product phospholipase A2 group IB (gene PLA2G1B). The coding region runs from base 92 to 535 and encodes 147 amino acids. Gene Ontology annotation, biological process: lipid catabolic process; arachidonate secretion; fatty acid biosynthetic process. Gene Ontology annotation, molecular function: calcium ion binding; signaling receptor binding; phospholipid binding. The record is from RefSeq and is a predicted model, not a curated record. NCBI's taxonomy places the organism in Eukaryota, Metazoa, Chordata, Mammalia, Artiodactyla, Hippopotamidae. The transcript is spliced from 4 exons.
CUGCAGUCUUAUCUCGGGACAGCAGGGCAGCUAUAAGGAGGGAGGCCAUAGUGCCAGCAGUCUUUCCUCCUGCUCACCAGCUGAUAACAGGAUGAAACUCCUUGUGUUGGCUGCUCUGCUCACAGUGGGCACUGUCCAGAGCGGCGUCACCCCGCGGGCGUUAUGGCAGUUCAGCGGCAUGAUCAAGUGCAAGAUCCCCGGCAGUGAACCCUUGCUGGAUUUCAACAACUACGGCUGCUUUUGCGGCCUGGGUGGAUCCGGGACCCCAGUGGAUGAACUGGACACGUGCUGCCAGACACACGACAACUGCUACCAAAAAGCCAAGAAACUGGACAGCUGUAAAGUCCUCGUGGACAAUCCCUACACCAAUAGCUACUCGUACUCGUGUUCGAACACGGAGAUCACCUGCAGCAGUAGCAACAAUGCCUGUGAGGCCUUCAUCUGCAACUGUGACCGCAAUGCUGCCAUCUGCUUCUCACAGGUCCCGUACAACAAGGAGCACAAGCAUCUAGAUUCCAAGUACUGUCAGAGCUGAGUAUCAUCCCUGGAAACUGUGAUUCCCUACCUGCCCCAUGCCCUCCACCUUACCCCAUGCCCUCCAAUAAAGCACCUUGUUAAAA